Molecule: messenger RNA, 1981 nt
Organism: Etheostoma cragini (Arkansas darter)
Lineage: Eukaryota; Metazoa; Chordata; Actinopteri; Perciformes; Percidae
Product: basic salivary proline-rich protein 1-like
Exons: 6
Coding region: 101-1981 (626 amino acids)
Source: RefSeq, a predicted model, not a curated record
UUGCACACCACGAUUUCUCUAAAAGAGACAAUUCAACUGACGACUUUUUGCACCUUGAGUUCGACUACAGACCUACUGUCACUGACAAAAGGACUUUUACAUGGAAAAUAUGGACCAACGUCGUAAGGGGACAAACCCCGUCCGGCCCAGCAGCCCGCGGCCCAUCCACCGUAGGAACCCAGCGGCAGCGUCCCAGAGUGGCGUCCCACCUGGCACUGACCCUGGCUCCUCAGCUGGAAAGCCGCUGACUCUGGAUGCCGACCAACGUCGUAAGUGGACAAGAGCCUUUGUUCCAAACCCCGUCCGGCCCAGCAGCCCGCGGCCCAUCCACCGUAGGAUCCCAGCGGCAGCGUCCCAGAGUGGCAUCCCACCUGGCACUGACCCUGGCUCCUCAGCUGGAAAGCCGCUGACUCUGGAGACCGACCAACGUCGUAAGGGGACAAGAGCCUUUGUUCCAAACCCCGUCCGGCCCAGCAGCCCGCGGCCCAUCCACCGUAGGAUCCCAGCGGCAGCGUCCCAGAGUGGCGUCCCACCUGGCACUGACCCUGGCUCCUCAGCUGGAAAGCCGCUGACUCUGGAGAUGGCACUCAAUGCUCCUCAGCCGUUAUGGGACGGCCCAAAGCCGCAGUGGGUGAAAAACAUGGAGGUUUGUAUGGAAAGGAGAAAGGAGUUUGGCGGCUGGCACAAGAGUGCCACUCAGCCUGCAGGUAAGCCUGACUUUGGUUUCACCAAGCCGCGCCAAAAAACUCCUUAUGGCUCCCCACAUUUCUACAGCUUUUCGCCUUUUCCUUCGCCCUGUUACUCCCCGUGUGGCUCUGACCCCGGUUAUCCAAGUGGUUCCCCACUUGGCUCUAACCCCGGCUCUUCAAUUGGCCCCCCAUGUGGUUCUAACCCUGGCUGUCCAAAUGGCUCCCCACGUGGCUCCAAGCCUGGUUUUCCAACUGAAUUCCCACAUAGUUCUGACCCUGGCUCUCCAUGUGGCCCCCCUGGUGGCUCUAACUCUGACUCUCCAUGUGGCUCCCCACAUGGCUCCAACCCUGGACUGUCAAGUGGCCGCCUUUGUGGCUCUGACCCUGGCUCUCCAAGUGGCUUCCCGUCUAUCUCUGACUCUAGCUCUUCGUGUUGGUUCCCUUCUAUCUCUGACUCUAGCUCUUCAAGUUGGUUCCCUUCUAUCUCUGACUCUAAUUCUCCAUGUGGCUCUCCAAAAGGCUCGCCACAUGGCUCUAACCCUAUCUCUCCAUGUGGCUCUCCAAAAGGCUCGCCACAUGGCUCUAACCCUAUCUCUCCAUGUGGCUCUCCAAAAGGCUCGCCACACGGCUCUGACCCUGUCUCUUCAUGUGGCUCUCCAAAAGGCUCGCCACACGGCUCUGACCCUGUCUCUCCAUCUGGCUCUCCAAAAGGCUCGCCACAUGGCUCUGACCCUGGCUUUCCAAGUGCCUCCCCUUGUAUCUCUGACUCUAGCUCUUUACGUUGGUUCCCAUCUAUCUCUGACUCUAGCUCUCCAUGUGGCUCUCCAAAUGGCUUGCCACAUGGCUCUAACCCUGUCUCUCCAUGUGGUUCCCCACGUGGCUCUAAGCCUAUUUCUCCAAGUGGCUCCCCACAAGGCUCCCACCCUGUCUUUUCAAGGGGCUCCCCACAUGGCUCCCACCCUGUCUUUUCAAGGGGCUCCCUACAUGGCUCCCACCCUGGCUCCCCUGUUGCCUCCAGUGAGCUUCCACUGACCUACUCUGACCAACCUCAGGUACCCACUUCAUCUUUGAAAGCAGGCCCCUCUAGAAGACCAUGUGCACCUAGUGCUCCUCUGCCGUCAUGGAGGGGCCCUGAGCAGAAGUGGGUGAAGAACAUUAGGAGGUUAAUGGACAUGAGAAACCAGGGCAGGGGGCGCAAGAGAGCCGCUGCAGUGCCCUGCAGUGUCCUGCUGAACCCGGCUGCGUCCCGCUACGUCCACCUGUCCUCUGCUAUGCAACGCUACACCCUGUAA